AUGAAGUGGCUUGUGCUCCUUGCGCUGGUGGUCUUCUCAGAGUGCAUAGUCAAAAUACCUCUAAUGAAAGUGAAGACCAUGAGAAAUACCCUCAGUGAAAAAAACAUGCUGAACAAUUUCCUGAGGGAACAUGCUUACAGACUGUCUCAGAUUUCUUCUCGUGGCUCAAAUAUAACUAUUCCCCUGCUGAGGAACAUCAUGGAAAUGGUCUAUGUGGGUAACAUCACCAUUGGAACACCCCCUCAGAAAUUCCAGGUUCUCUUUGACACCGGCUCAUCUGACUUGUGGGUGCACUCUGUCUUUUGCACCAGCCGACUUUGUUCUUCUCACAUUUUGUUCAGACAUCUUGAGUCUUCCACCUACCGGCCUACCAAUAAGACCUUCAGCAUCGAAUACAAUUCUGGGAGGACGAAGGGAGUUGUUGCUCGUGACACCGUUCGGAUUGGGGACCUUGUAAGUACUGACCAGCAAUUCGGUCUAAGCAUGGAGCAAUCCGGGUUUGAGGAAAUACCUUUUGAUGGCAUCUUGGGCUUGAGCUACCCCAACAUGUCUUUCAUGGGAGGCAUCCCCAUCUUUGACAACCUGAAGAAUCGAGGUGCCAUUUCUGAGCCUGUUUUUGCCUUCUACCUGAGCAAGAGCAAGCCGGAGGGCAGUGUGGUGAUGUUUGGUGGGGUGGAUAAAUCCUACUACCAGGGAACACUCAACUGGGUACCAUUGAUCGAAAAAGGCAAAUGGUGUAUCCACAUGGACCGCAUCUCCAUGAACAGACGCGUUAUUGCUUGUAAUGGCGGCUGUGAGGCCAUUGUGGACACCGGAUCGUCACUAAUGCUUGGCCCAAGAAGACUGAUCAGUAACAUCCUGAGGCUCAUCGGCGCCAUGCCACGGGGUUCGGAGCACUAUGUUCCAUGUUCUGUGGUCAAUACCUUGCCCUCUAUUGACUUCACCAUCAAUGGCAUCAACUACCCACUGCCAGCUCAAGCCUAUGCCAUGGAGGAUUCUGACGGUGAGUGCUAUAUCACCUUUGAAGAGAACCCAUUGAGUACAUCUACAGAGACCUGGAUCCUGGGUGAUGUCUUCCUGAGGCUGUAUUUCUCUGUCUUUGAUCGAGGAAAUGACAGGAUUGGCCUGGCACAGGCAGUGUAA
Rangifer tarandus platyrhynchus (Svalbard reindeer) is the source of this 1143-nucleotide messenger RNA. NCBI's taxonomy places the organism in Eukaryota, Metazoa, Chordata, Mammalia, Artiodactyla, Cervidae. The record is from the annotation of a GenBank genome assembly.